This is a messenger RNA of Tilletiopsis washingtonensis, 2381 nucleotides long. Its product is annotated as alpha/beta-hydrolase. NCBI's taxonomy places the organism in Eukaryota, Fungi, Basidiomycota, Exobasidiomycetes, Entylomatales. The coding region runs from base 437 to 2095 and encodes 552 amino acids. Gene Ontology annotation, molecular function: carboxylic ester hydrolase activity. The transcript is spliced from 6 exons. The record is from RefSeq and is a predicted model, not a curated record.
CACGAGAAGCACCUCGCCCGGCCCUGACGCUAACGCAAGCCAAAGCGAGGCGGCACGGCUCGUCAUUCUAGCCACGCACACCCGCAGCGAGGCUCGAUGCAGCAUGCAUUGGUGCUGCGUGCCGAAUAGGCAGGCCUCAUGAGUGAGUUGAUAGGCGACGGCGGGACGGGUGCGGCAGAAGAGUGAAGUCGCCGCCUCCUAAGAGAACAGGCCGUCGGCGGCUCCCUUAUAGGCAUGCUUGCACGCCCUCGUCUCGCCGAGCAGCGCUUCCCUUCUCACCACCCACUCCGUCCCUUUUUGCUCCCCCCCCUUGACGUGGCCUUCGCUUCGCUGCUGCGGCUCGCUUCCUUCCCCGCGCUCCUCGAGGCAGGCCUACUUUCCUAGUCGUGCGCCUCGCCGCAUCACCCACCACUCUCUUUUCCCUCUCUUUCUCGCCAUGCGUCUCAGCCUCUUCGUGCUCGCCGCAGCUUCACUGCUGGCGACAGGCGCCUCGAGCCUGUCCAUCCCGAGCACGCGCCCGCUGGACACGCGUGCCGCCGAGCCGUUGACAACGGUCGACACGACGAGCGGGCGCGCGCAGGGCGUGUAUCUGGCCGACUCGCGCGUGUACCGCUGGCUCGGCAUCCCUUACGGCGAGGACACGGGCGGUGCGGCACGCUUCACGCCCUCGGUGCUGGCUGCGCGCCGCGAGGGAGUCAUCGACGCCUCCCAGGCGGCCUUCUCGUGCCCCUCGGUGCAGAGCGCGUCCAGCUACGCCAAGCUCGCCUUUACAGGGCAGCAGAUCGACCCGCCCAGCCGCUGGUCGGAGGACUGCCUGCGCGUCAACAUCUGGGUGCCCGAGUCGGCUCGCAAGGGCACCGGCGGCAGCAAGGCCAUCCUGCUCUGGGUCUACGGCGGCUCGCACAACACCGGCACGGCGACCAUUCCCCUGUACAACGGCGCUAACCUCGCGCAGAACGAGGACGUCAUCGUCAUCACGUUCGCGUACCGGCACUCCAUCUUCGCCAACCCGCUCUCCGACUAUGUCACCAAGCAGAACAGCGAGAAGGGCUGGAAUUUCGGCCUGCGCGAUCUGGACCUCGUGCUCGAGUGGACCCAGAAGAACGCAGCGCAGUUCGGCGGCGACGCCGACCGCAUCACGCUCUUCGGCGGCUCGUCUGGCUCGACGAUGAUUGACGCAUACAGCUUCUCGCACUACAACAAGCCCUCGCGUGCCGCCGGCCUCAUCAUCUCGUCCGGCGCCGUUGCCGGACUGGAGAUCGCCACGGGCACCAAGUCGAUCGGCAACUUCGGCCGUCCCUUCUCGGAGUGGAACACCGUCGCCGAUGCCGUUGGCUGCGGCAAGGCGAACGAUCAGAAGCAGUUCAAGUGCAUGCAGCAGGUGCCCAUGCUCACUCUUGUCGACGCCGUCGUCGCUGCGAAUGCCCGAGACAACAAGAUCCAGUUCGGCCCGACGCCUGACGGCCAGACGUGGUUCGCCAACUACGCGACGCGCAGCAACCUCGGCCUCUUUGCGAAGGUGCCGACGCUCAUCGGCUCCAACUCUGACGAGGCGACGCUGUUCGCCGAUAGCCCCUCUAAUACGGCCGUCGUCGUGCUGAGCAACCUGGCCUUCACGCCGCUGCUGUGGACGUGCCCGGCGCUGGCCGGUGCCGCCGACCGUGCUCGCGCCGGUGUGCCGACGUGGCGCUACCUCUACAAGGGCGCAUGGGAGGACUUCACGCAAGGCUACCCCGCGCUCGGCAGCUACCACUUCGCCGAGUGCCCGAUGCUCUUCGGCACGUUUCCUGCGCACUAUCUCGGCGAUCCCUCGCACGCCGUCACGAUCCCUCAAGCACAGAACGACGUCUCGCGCUGGAUGCAGGGCGCCUGGGCUGCCUUUGCACGCGAUCCGCAGAACGGCCUGACGCAGAUGGGCUGGCAGCAGUACGACAACAACCUCCUCGGCAGCCGCCUGGCUGUCAUCGCCGAUGGCAACAAGGCGAACGUGACGUACAGCCGGAGCACCGUCAUCGACCAGGCCGGCUGCUCGCUUGAGGUGCCGGUCAGCGGCGUGCUGGUCGGCGUGCAGCAGAACAUCGCCUCGCUCUGGUAGCUGCCACCUCUUCCCUCUCUAGCUCUCGCAUUCGCCACGUCGCGCCGGUCUCGUCGUCUCCACACAGUCACCAUCGAAUAUAUGCUUGCCGCGGAGUCGUGUAGCUGGCCGGAUCAGAGCUUGCCUAGCCGGGUGGCGCCGUCCAGCCGGAUGAAGGAGCCAUUCUAGAAGCGGCGUGAGCUGAGGGAUCCGCCGCCGAAGCGCAGCACUCACCAGCAUCGGGUUCUCGAUGCACGCAAUGACGGCGUGCCCGAACUCUUCCGGCUCGCCGAAGCGCACCUUGCAG